This is a messenger RNA of Camelina sativa (false flax), 1780 nucleotides long. NCBI's taxonomy places the organism in Eukaryota, Viridiplantae, Streptophyta, Magnoliopsida, Brassicales, Brassicaceae. The record is from RefSeq and is a predicted model, not a curated record.
UCUCGCCGGAAACUGAAAACAGACUUGAAAACCCACGAUUCCGACAGAACAUCAUCACCCUUCCAACUAAGAAUCUCACGCUCCCACUACUGAUCGUCAAUAUUAGGAAUUGCGAUUCCACGCGCUUCCGAACGCUUCCGUGCAACGUACUCAGUGACAUUUUUGUUUCCCCACUCCGCCAUGAAAAGAGAGAGCUAAGCUUGCAAAUGCAAAUGACAACAUUGUUAGAACAUUUCACUACAAUACUCGAUCUUCUAGUCGCCGCCGCCAUGGAAUCAUCGAAACCAGCGACUCAAUCGUGGAAUCAACAUCGCCUAGGGUUAGAAGAAGACAGAGGAAGAAGGUGUCAUAUGACUGGAGCACCACCACCACCUACUCAGAUCUGCUUCCGAUUGAUCUGUUGAUGGAGAUUCUCAAACGCUUACCUGUAAAAACCCUAGCGAGGUUCCUCUCCGUAUCGAAGCUAUGGACAUCCAUCAUCCGCGGGAGAGUGUUCAUGAAAUUGUUCCUCACGGAGUCUUCUUCUCGACCAGGUCGUCUCUUCUUCACCUUCUUACGUGAAGAUGAUUGUUUCACUUUCUCAUGGCUUCAAUCCCAAAAUCCAGGCGAAGCCUCUUACCUUUUCACGCAUCCUGCUUGUGAAUACUCAAUCAAUUCGUCCUCUGUUCACGGUUUGUUUUGCUACGGAACUGCUUCUGCUUCUGCACUUGUGGUUUAUAAUCCCACCACUAGAAGAUCCAUCACAUUGCCUGAAUUAGAUCCCCAAAGCUUGGUCAUGAAACACUUCUUGUGCUAUGAUCCCAUUGGUUGUGUUUACAAAGUCUUGUGUUUGACAGUACCAAGGCUUAUAUUACAGGAGACGAAGCCUGUAGACGUAGAGCACGUUUUACAGGUUUUGACAUUGGGAAAUGGGAAUAAUUCGUGGAAGGUCAUUGAAGAUCCUUAUGAUCACUUUCCUAUCUUUAGCCACAUAUGCAUCAAUGGUGUUUUAUAUUAUGAAGCUACCACAGAUUCGAAGGAGGCUUCAGUCAUGAGUUUUGAUGUUAGGUCUGAAAAAUUUGAUCUUUUUAAAGCACCUGGUGAUGCGGAUGGCGUGCUUGGCUGUUUAUCAACUAUGACAAGGUACCAAGGGAAGCUAGCUAUCUUGUCAACUGAAAUUUCUGCUAAUGGUAGUAUGGUUUUGUGGGUUCUAGAGGAUUCACUGAAACAUGAAUGGUCUAAGAAGGUUUUUGUUUUACCUAGUUCAUGGACAAGUCAUUUAGCUCAUUGCCCACUUGAUCUUCAUCGUUUCGUUAACGUCACUGAUGCGGGUGAGUUUAUUUUGGCACCGAUGCCUUUGCUUAUUUCACCCUAUUAUGUUCUCUAUUAUGAUCCGAAAAAAAACACUGUGAGAAAAGUCGUGGUAGAAGGAUUCCAAGGACAUAGGCGUAAGCUAUUAGGUGGCAAUAAAGGAAAAUAUUGUUUUCUGUUCCAUCUCUUCUCUACUGAGGUUGAGAGUCUUAUGUUUAUGUAAGACCGCAAGCUGAUGGGAUUGUCGACACCUUCAAUGUCAGUUAGUUUUUUUGCAACUCACGGUGAUCUCUGUUGAAAUGUGACCUAAUAACCCAUCUUUUGUACUUCCGUGUUGUAGUUACUUGGGAGGUCUCAUGUUCCAUGUCUAACUUGUUAAUCAUGGAUGUUUCAUCUUUUGUUGCUACUGUAGUUUUUCUUUCUGAAUUUGUAAUGUAGAUCACAUUUUGUCCUUUAAGCAUAAGCGCUUCACCUCCGUGGUUUAUAUUGA